AUGUCAGAUUCGGAGAUCUGGCGAAUCGUGGAUAUCCCACCUGUUGUGUCGUCUACUGAAGGCAAAGAUGUGACAAUAACCGCGAAAAUCGCCGGUCCUAGCGAAGGGCCCCAGCCAACUGCUACUUGGAUCAAGGGAAAAUUCUCUGAGCUGAAAAAGUCAGCGCGCCUUGCUCUUGGCAUCAACGAGGAAAAGCAAGAAGCCUUUUUGACGAUCAAAAAGGCAAAAAUUUUCGACGAGGGGAAGUACACCCUCAAGCUCAAAACCGGCGAUCAGGAGGUCCAGACAACUAUCCAAGUCAAUGUUGGAAAGCAAGAAGUUUCGAAGCCAGCAACGGAGGCUGCUGGAGACGCAGAUUCAUUCAAAAAGCGAAUGCGUCGCUAUAUGAAAUCGGCCAACAAGGCCAUCGCUGGAGAUCAAGGUGACGUCUGGAUGGAGCUGACGAAAGCCUCACCAAAGGACUACGCUGAGAUCGCCUUCAAUCAUGGAAUCACUGACCUCCGCGGAAUGCUCAAACGUCUGGCUGCUGUCAAGAAGAAGAAGAAAGAUGGCGAAAAGGACGAUAAGGCGAGUAUCUUUUUAUAA
Messenger RNA from Oikopleura dioica, 585 nucleotides. NCBI's taxonomy places the organism in Eukaryota, Metazoa, Chordata, Appendicularia, Copelata, Oikopleuridae. The record is from the annotation of a GenBank genome assembly.